GCAAAUCAAUCGAUGACAGCGACGGUUUUGUGCAGUUUGUGGGAGUGACGACAUUUUGUCAAUAAAUUGUAAUUUUUCCCUAAUUCGUAUUUAAAUUUGUAAAGUGUUUAGUGUAAUAAGCCAUAAAAAUGGCAGACAAUGAACAAAAAGCCAUGCAGCUAAUGGCGGAAGCGGAGAAGAAAUUAAGUUCUUCAAAAUCAUUCCUCGGGUCUCUUUUCGGAGGAUCAUCAAAAGUGGAAGAGGCAGUUGAUUGUUAUCUUCGAGCUGCCAACCUAUUCAAGAUGGCUAAGAAGUGGUCGCAAGCUGGACAGGCCUUCUGCAAUGCGGCACAGCUGCAUCUCAAGGCUGGGGUGCGUCAUGAUGCGGCUACAAACUUUGUUGAUGCCUCCAACUGCUAUAAGAAGUGUGAUCCUAAUGAGGCAGUGUCCUGUUUGCUGAAGGCGAUUGAGAUUUAUACCGACAUGGGACGGUUCACUGUCGCGGCUAAGCAUCAUCAGAACAUAGCGGAGUUGUACGAGACAGAGGUCGUGGACGUGUCCCGAGCGAUGCAGCACUACGAGCAGGCUGCUGACUACUUCCGCGGCGAGGAGUCCACCUCCUCCGCCAACAAGUGCAUGCUCAAGCUGGCUCAGUACGCCGCCCAGCUCGAGCAUUACGACAAGGCUAUACAGAUAUACGAACAGAUAGCGAAGUCAUCGCUGGACAACAGCCUGCUGAAGUACAGCGCCAAGGAGUACAUGUUCCGCGCGGCGCUGUGCCACCUCUGCGUGGACCUGCUGAACGCGCAGCACGCGCUCGACAAGUACUGCUCGCUCUAUCCAGCAUUCGCUGACACGCGCGAGUGCAAGCUCGUCAAGGAGCUUAUCGAGCACUUGGAGGAUCAGAACGUGGACGCGUUCACCGAGGCUGUGAAGACGUAUGACAGCAUAUCGCGCCUCGACCAGUGGUACACCAGCAUGCUGGUGCGCAUCAAGAAGCAGAUCAACGACAACCCUGACCUACGCUGAGCUGACAACACUCGCAGCCUCGCUACGUACGCGUAUACGCGCACCUACUGACAUGUAUACUUGUUCCUAGUGACGAGUAUACUUGUUCCUAGUGGCGAGUAUACUUGUUCCUAGUGGCGAGUAUUCUUGUUCCUAGUGGCAAGUAUACUUGUUCCUAGUGGCUAGUAUACUUGUUCCUAGUGGCGAGUAUUCUUGUUCCUAGUGGCAAGUAUACUUGUUCCUAGUGGCUAGUAUACUUGUUCCUAGUGGUGAGUAUACUUGUUCCUAGUGGC
Messenger RNA from Papilio xuthus (Asian swallowtail), 1279 nucleotides. RefSeq names its product Alpha-soluble NSF attachment protein (gene alphaSnap). Bases 129 to 1007 code for a protein of 292 amino acids. The record is from RefSeq and is a predicted model, not a curated record. Gene Ontology annotation, biological process: intracellular protein transport; SNARE complex disassembly. Gene Ontology annotation, molecular function: soluble NSF attachment protein activity; syntaxin binding. Lineage: Eukaryota; Metazoa; Arthropoda; Insecta; Lepidoptera; Papilionidae. The transcript is spliced from 6 exons. Gene Ontology annotation, cellular component: SNARE complex; vacuolar membrane.